AAUUGCCUGGCAACGCUCCCAUAGACGGCCCUCAAGGACGCUAGCGGCAUGCUGGCGCGUUAGACCAGUCUACAUAUCCAAGCUGUGCACCUUCUUCUAUUGCAGAAAAGGGUACGUACCGAUCCAGAAGAACAAGACAAGAAUGAGAACACUCACAACAGUUCAUAACCACAGUUCACCAAAUACAGAGUCCAUCAUGUCUCCCUUAUUUUUCACAGUCACACCUUCCUUUGUGCACUGAGUGAAUAUCAGAGACACAGGCAUUCACCCAGUGUCCAUGGCCAUGAAGUACCACCAUGGCACCGCCACAGCUAGGCUCACCAUCAAGUGAGGCUCUAGCGGCCUCGCCCCCCUCAGUUAAUAAGGGCACUGCUCCAAGCAGACGGGCCAAGGCACCCCAUGAGUACUCCACGAACCCCAACACGGUCCGUGCUCGACGUCGCCUGUCAAAUCUGCCGCCGUACCAACUUGCCGUAGAACGAGCUAGACAAAAUGACACAAAAGCAGUGCAAGCCCCUUGGAAGAAGCUUGCCGAGUCCAAGAGUUUCCAGGCAGCUUCACAGACUGACAAGGAGAAAAUAAUGGAGGAGGUCAAGAAAGAGGUCAUGGAUCGUCGACGUGGUAAGAAGCAGGAUGCCGAGUCCAAGAUCGCAGCUCUGAAUCAGCAGUACAGCAUCGAGGAGAAUAACGCCUCUGCUCCUCUCUCUAUCGGUCCCAACCAGGCUGUUGCAGACUCUGUGUCACGAUUGUUUGCUCUCCCACAUACUGCAUUCAACAGGGACAUUGCCACCAGCCUAGUAACGACGUCUCAGGAGACGCCAGCACAACACAUUGCACCGCCCGCUCUAGCUUCCACCUCUUUGGCUUCCACCUCCUCUUUCACUUCCACAUCAGCAUCUCUUUCCACACACAAUGCGGGAACAGCCCCAAAAACUCUAACAUCCCUCACCAACUCGCCCAGCAACCGUGCACAAGCCAUAAAUGCCGCCAUCGAGUCACUCAGAGAGCAGCACGAGACCGAGAAACGCCGGUAUGAAGCGAAGGAGCGCCACCACGAGCACGAACUAGGCCGUCUCGGGGCAGAAAUGCAAGAAAUGCGCAUCCUGAUCCAGAGUCUAACACAGCGCGUAGACCAGCUCUCCAUGGCAGACCACCACACUGCUUCCCAUCCCCCUGCCCCUGCACCUUCACAACAACAAGCACAGCAGGCACAAAUGCAGCAAACAUUCCACAUCUACCCACAGCAUCAGCAGCAGGCAGACUUCGUCGUGGCCACGCCAAGUACCUUCUCUCACACCAAUGCGUCCGAGAUAUUUCCCGCUCCAGUUCCAGUGGAUCAACACAAUUACCAUCAUCCAUAUCCAUAUGCAUAUCCGUUUCGCCCGGAUUGGAACAAUGGCUACGGUUGUGGUGGAGGUCAUCAGUAUCCGGCCAUUGACAAUAACAGUAACAAUGAUGACAAUGGUAACAACACUGAUGGAAACGCAGUGCCAUUUAGUGAGGCAAUAUUCGAGAUUGGGGUACAGGAGAGAGGCGUUUAAUCAGGAAGCGGAGAAUCCAGAGCCUACGCAGUGUGGAAUAUCUGCAAGAAUGAAGUCAAUCUGACAGCUGGUGAAAGAGGGAAAAGAAAAGGGAGAACAUAAAAUCUUGGUCAAAUGCUGACCUAAUGUGUAAUGUAAUUUGAAGAUUACAGCCAGUUCCAAUAGCCUGGCUCUUCUUACAUAGUCUCCGGAGGAUUCGUUCAAUGCGUAUUAGGUUUUUACAAACGGACUCAGGGCAAUGAACAAAUGGAUGAAGGAGUUUGAUAGGUACAUGAUCUACCUCAUUCGUAUGUUGAUACUACUGUCUACAUAACAUUUGGUGCAGUAGUUCCC
Messenger RNA from Xylaria bambusicola, 1874 nucleotides. RefSeq lists its product as uncharacterized. The transcript has a single exon. The coding region runs from base 297 to 1541 and encodes 414 amino acids. The record is from RefSeq and is a predicted model, not a curated record. Lineage: Eukaryota; Fungi; Ascomycota; Sordariomycetes; Xylariales; Xylariaceae.